AUGACCUCCUCCAACCCGGACCAGCGCCUGGAGCACCUCCUGAGCGCCGUGGAGAGCGAGUUCCAGAAGGGCAGCGAGAAGGGAGACGCGUCCGAAAGGGAUAUUAAACUGACGCUGGAGGACGCCGACCUGUGGAACAAGUUUAAAGAGUUGACCAACGAGAUGAUUGUCACCAAAACGGGAAGGAGGAUGUUCCCGGUGCUCAGGGCGAGCGUCAGCGGCCUGGACCCCAACGCCAUGUACUCGGUGCUGCUGGAUUUUGUGGCCGCGGACAACAACCGGUGGAAGUACGUGAACGGGGAGUGGGUGCCGGGUGGCAAACCAGAGCCGCAGAGCCCCAGCUGCGUGUACAUCCACCCGGACUCGCCCAACUUCGGUGCGCAUUGGAUGAAAGCUCCCGUGUCCUUCAGCAAAGUCAAACUGUCAAACAAACUCAACGGUGGGGGACAGAUUAUGCUCAACUCCCUCCACAAAUAUGAGCCGAGAAUACACAUCGUGAAGGUGGGCGGUAUCCAGAAGAUGAUCAGCAGCCAGUCUUUCCCGGAAACACAGUUCAUUGCCGUCACCGCUUACCAGAAUGAAGAGAUCACAGCCUUGAAGAUAAAGCACAAUCCUUUCGCUAAAGCCUUCCUGGACGCUAAAGAAAGGAGUGAUCACAAAGAAGUGCCUGAUCACAGCGUGGACAGUCAACAGUCUGGCUACUCCCAACUUGGCGGUUGGUUCCUCCCGGGCCAGAGCCCCAUCUGCCCCAGCAGCAGCCCCCCGCAGUUCAGCGGUACAGCGGCCCACUCCUCGGGUUCGUACUGCGAGCGCUACUCCAGCCUAAGGAGCCACCGGGCCACCCCGUACCCCAGCCACUACCCCCACCGCACCUCCAGCACGAAUAACUAUAUGGAUAACACCUCGGGCACCCUGGCGCCCACCCAUGACGGCUGGUCUGCCCUCCAGAUCCCAAACUCCACCGGCAUGGGCACCCUGUCGCACACCACCAACUCCACAUCCAACUCAAGUCAGUACCCCAGCCUUUGGUCCGUGGCCGGAACCACCCUCACCCCAUCAGGCUCGGCCUCCGGCUCCAUCCCCGGCGGCCUGACCUCCCAGUUCCUGAGGGGCUCCUCCUACACCGGGCUGACUUCCUCUCUGCCCGUCUCCUCGCCAUCCUCCAUGUAUGACCCCAGCCUGAGCGAGGUCGGAGUCGGGGACGCUCAGUUCGAGAGCUCCAUCGCCAGGUUGACCGCCUCCUGGGCGCCCGUGGCUCAGAGCUACUGAGAAGCAGACAGCAGAAGAAGAAGAGUUUGGACAUAAAGAAUGAAAGACAAUCCAUCUCACUCGUCUUUGCUCCUAGCAUCCUAAUGUUUGGACCAUUGUCACACAUCCUGCUGACAUUUUGUUUGUGCUAACAUCCAAGUGUAUAUCUUUGUAAAUAGAAUAAAUUAACGUGCCGUAAUGCUUCUUAUAAAUGUGCCUAUUCUGACGUGGUUACAUUCAGACUAUGAGAUUCAAGUGCCUUCUU
This is a messenger RNA of Doryrhamphus excisus (bluestripe pipefish), 1513 nucleotides long. It is a transcript of the gene tbxta, whose product is annotated as T-box transcription factor Ta. The record is from RefSeq and is a predicted model, not a curated record. Gene Ontology annotation, biological process: regulation of transcription by RNA polymerase II; mesoderm formation; heart morphogenesis. Lineage: Eukaryota; Metazoa; Chordata; Actinopteri; Syngnathiformes; Syngnathidae. Gene Ontology annotation, cellular component: nucleus; chromatin. Gene Ontology annotation, molecular function: RNA polymerase II cis-regulatory region sequence-specific DNA binding; DNA-binding transcription factor activity, RNA polymerase II-specific.